UUACACUUCGCUUCUCUGCUGAGUCCCACUCCAGCCUGGAGCAGCACUCAGUGCCGUCCAGGCUGAAAGCAUCGGAGCUAUUUCAGACACAUUAAAAGGGUCACAGUCAAUACCUCAGCUGGUAGAAGAAGGUACCUCUUUCAGCAUCAAAAGGAGGGAUAAGCCUCUGUCGUAAAAAUGUCAAAACAACCAGCAUCACAUGUCAAAGCCAUUCAGGCUAAUAUUAACAUCCCAAUGGGAGCAUUUCGACCUGGUGCGGGCCACCCUCAUAAAAGAAAAGAAGUUACACCUGAAGAAGUGGAGGAGAAUGCUCCUGGUUCAACAGAGGAGGAGAAAGAGAAGAAACUGUUCCCAGGAGCUAAGAAACUUCCAGGUCCUGCUGUCAACUUGUCAGAGAUUCAGAACAUAAAGAGUGAGCUGAAAUAUGUCCCCAAAGCUGAACAGUAGCUGGAAGAAACAGGUCUGACAAGUGAAACCGAAUGGAUUCCAAUGAAUGGGGAAAAUUUCAAAUAUUUUAUAUAUUUGUAUGAAGACUCCCAACUCUUCAAUACCCCAUAAGAAGCAUCUUCUUUGUACAUUUAUAUCAACGCUUUCUCGUUGUCCAUUUUGUUUAACAUAGGAAAGUAGUAUAAUAAAAUAUAAUAAAACUGAACAAAGCAACAAGCAAUGAAUGUGUGUAUGUACAGGAAUGAUUUUGACCUUAGAAUGGGGAGUAGUGUAAUUUGGAGUUUGAGCAAAAGUAGAAAAAACUUAAAAUAAUUACAUCAUUAUUUUCAAUUAAUUUGGUUUCUUUCUUUUUGAAAAAUGUCAAUGUGUACAAAAGAGUUUUUAAAUUAAUUCACAAAGUGCAGAAUAAAUGAAGGAUAUAACAUCUUAUGUUCUACUGUCAGUUCCUAGUUAUAGAAGAGGAAUCAUGUAUCAUGUAAUAAAGGAAAUGAAAAUAUUAAAAACAAUGUUUUUUCUGGUGAGUUGAGCUAAAUUCUUCUUUUGUUGUAGAGACAAAGUAUUUCUUUUCCUCCAGAAUCUAAAAUGCACUGCUCUUCUGAUACUUAUGCAUCACCUUAAUACAAUGAAUGUACAAGAUGUGAGGCAGCUGACAGAAAACCUGCAACCUUUAUUAAAAUAAAGAGUCAUCCAGCCUUGAUGGAACAUGUUCAUGAAUACAGCUUGAAGGAUCAUUAUCUUCAAAAGCUCAAAUCAAAAGGGGACACUGGAAUAUGGAUGCUGGGCUAAAGUAAUGUAUGAUCACAGCACCUCUUACAUAGAGGGAUUAAUCCUUGAUGCUUGCAUUAUAUGGACUGUACAUAAAAGAACACUGAUGCAUAUUCCAUUUUUGGAAAUGGGAUCUCAUUGUUAGAGAAAUUUAAUACACUGUGUGUUCAUGGUCUCUUUUAUGUUACUUACUGUAAAGGGAUAUGAGGAGCUGUUUUUAAUAAUAUUCUUCUAAUGUUGAUUGAAACUAUUCUACAUACUCUGGAACUCUCUGCCUGGCUCUUGUUUAUUCAAAUAAAAUAAAGAUAAUUAUUCUGGUUGGUUA
Messenger RNA from Motacilla alba alba, 1537 nucleotides. It is a transcript of the gene SMPX, whose product is annotated as small muscle protein X-linked. The transcript is spliced from 5 exons. The coding region runs from base 178 to 447 and encodes 89 amino acids. NCBI's taxonomy places the organism in Eukaryota, Metazoa, Chordata, Aves, Passeriformes, Motacillidae. The record is from RefSeq and is a predicted model, not a curated record. Gene Ontology annotation, cellular component: costamere; M band; muscle tendon junction.